GUUUCUCGGUAUUUCUUUUGGAUGCAUCAUGAACAUCUCUACGGCAAUAUUGAUAUUUUUAGCCCAACUGCAGUUGAUUUUUUUGCAAGUGAUACAGGCAAAUUCGUGCUGUUCAUCGACUGUGCUGCACUUUCAUCUUAAACCUACAAACAAGAAGAGUUGCUCGGACUAUCCACAGGGUGCACGCGUUCAUUUCAGCAAAACCUUUUGCUUUACCAAACUCUGUGGCAGCUUCAAGAAGCCAACACCCUGUUGCGGAGUUCAUAGUUGCAACAUAUUCUGUUGCAACUGCAAUUGCUGGGAUAGAAAUUAUCGGGUCUUGGUCGAUUUUCGAACGCGGUAUUGGGAUGAAAUAUACAACGUUUAUCAGCGAGGACAUACGCGUUCACCCGAAGAUGCAAAUUUGAACUACGCAGAACUAUCGAAUAUAACAGAUAUCAAUUAAAGAACAUCUGUAUCAAAUAAUAACUGGAAGUAAUUCAAACUAAUUACAACAGUUUGAAUCAAA
This is a messenger RNA of Drosophila innubila, 508 nucleotides long. RefSeq lists its product as uncharacterized. The record is from RefSeq and is a predicted model, not a curated record. Lineage: Eukaryota; Metazoa; Arthropoda; Insecta; Diptera; Drosophilidae. Bases 29 to 445 code for a protein of 138 amino acids. The transcript is spliced from 2 exons.